UUACCCUACACGCCAAUCCCCCCCCCGCGUCUUUAUAGCCUCAUCUUGUGCUUGGGAGUGUCAAUCAGACCAGACCAUGACUAUCUAGCUCCGACAUCUUGCUUGCAUCCCAUCUCUGUUCUUCACCAGCAGAGGUCCUGACCAUCCAUAGCGGCAUCUUAUCUAUUUAGACCGACACAUCCUAUAAAUCCUUCUUUCGAAGAGGUCUUGCGAUUGUUUAUUAUCCAAUUCCAUUGUCGGCGCCUAUUGUUUUGGUAGCCGCGUCAAUACAGUCAAGAUGUCUACACGCAGCGGCGAUUAUGGGCAGGUGAUUGAGUAUAUUCAAGACCGUCUCUACCUGGCCUCUUACGAUUAUCCCCCCGAUGCGAGAACGCCUUUUCCCUACCCUGAACAACCCAAGUCUCCCAGCAAGCGAUCUGCCAGAGCUCAGCCCAGUACUCCCAGCAGCAAGAAACGCAGCCCCGUAUACUUUACUGUCGACGAUGUUCUCCUAUACAACUCCUUCCACGCCGACUUCGGUCCUCUGCAUAUCGGACAUCUGUAUCGCUUCGCAGUACACUUCCACGAGAUCCUGGGAGAUCCCGCGAACACUGAUCGCGCCGUGGUUUUCUACUCCAAGACGGACUCGCGCAGCCGUGCCAAUGCAGCCUGCCUAGUCGCUUGCUAUAUGGUCCUCAUCCAAUCUUGGCCUCCACACUUGGCCCUGGCUCCCAUCGCACAGGCAGAUCCGCCAUACAUGCCAUUCCGCGAUGCUGGAUACAGUCAGGCGGAUUACAUCCUCAACAUCCAGGACGUUGUAUACGGAGUGUGGAAGGCCAAGGAGCAGUCGCUCUGUGGCUUGAGAGAUUUCAGCCUAGAAGAGUAUGAGAAGUACGAGCGUGUUGACAUGGGUGACUUCAACUGGAUCACUCCACAGUUCCUGGCCUUCGCUUCCCCGCAACACCAACCCAUUGAUGUCAUUCCUCGUGACACUCCUGAAUAUGCUGCGCUGCCUUCUACCAUUGCGGAAGUCCAGGCCUCGAAACUCCCCACGCCCUUUAAGAAUGUUUUGACCCACUUCUCCUCCCGUAGCGUGGGCCUUGUUGUGCGACUGAAUUCCGAGUUGUACUCGCCAUCAUACUUCACUGCAUUGGGAAUCAAUCAUGUCGACAUGAUCUUUGAGGACGGUACUUGCCCGCCUUUGCCUUUGGUACGCCGAUUCAUCAAGAUGGCGCACGAAAUGAUCACGCAGAAGAAGAAGGGCAUUGCGGUCCACUGUAAGGCAGGCCUUGGCCGCACUGGAUGUCUCAUUGGGGCCUAUCUCAUCUACAGAUAUGGCUUUACUGCCAAUGAGAUUAUUGCUUUCAUGAGAUUCAUGCGCCCUGGAAUGGUCGUUGGACCCCAGCAACACUGGCUGCACCUCAACCAAGGCUCGUUCCGCGAGUGGUGGUUCGAGGACAGCAUGAAGGAGAAGCUCGCUCAACUGCAGUCGGCGCCUAUCACGCCUGGCCGGCCGACUACCCGCCAGCGGGCUAACGGGCCUGUCGCGACUCCACCUAACAAUGGCCAUUCUAAGCGUGCCGCUCUCGGGGAGAUUGACCACAAUGAGGGGGCUGGCACUCAAGCCGAAGAGAACCUACCAGCACCCACACCCGGCCAGCCUCGCAAGUCCCACCGCAAAGACUCUCGUCACCACCCCUACUCUCGCACCACUUCUGGUAGUCUGAUCCUGGAAAAGGAGACGAACAAGACAUCCAAUCGCCUCAGUACCGACAGCAGCGAGAGUGAAGAAGAAAUCCAGUUGCGUAUGCUAGCCAAGCGUUCCUCAAGAUCCCCCGUGGCAUCUCCCAACCAGCGGUCUGUCAGCUACUCAGCUACUGUGACCGCCAGUUAUACUCUCAACGAUGAUGAUCGGGAGAACUGGGGUGAUUCAGCUACAUAUGCACCCAAGACACCAAUAAGCAGCAAGAGCGGCAGCGGGGCGAUCUCUGUCACCAAGGUUCGCACGAGCCCAAGACGUGUGACGGAUAGCCGCGCAGAAAAGGGCGUUCGCAAGGCUAGUGGACGUGUUGGCAGCGCUGGAAGUCCUACUCGAGUGAAGUGAGAGCGCGAUUGAUCGCUGCCCCUUUCAUCAUCUUUGCUUUCCUUCCUUUGCUUUCAGAUAUCCACUUCGUAUUGUUUAUUCUCUUCUUCUCCGCGGGCCAUAAUCUGUGCAUAGACCAAAUUUUCUUGUUUUAUCAUCGGCUUGCAUAUCUGCAUUGUCUAUUCCUCUUGAGGGAGUAGUGUCUUCGAGGUUUCUACUGGUGUUGGUGUCUGGUGCGGUUCUCAUGGGUCUGGGCAGGAGCUUCCAAGGCGUUCGGUGCGUUGUGGACUAUGGGAUGAUCUAGAAUUUUGACUCAAUACAAUAAGUCUAGU
Molecule: messenger RNA, 2394 nt
Organism: Aspergillus aculeatinus CBS 121060
Lineage: Eukaryota; Fungi; Ascomycota; Eurotiomycetes; Eurotiales; Aspergillaceae
Gene: cdcA
Product: phosphoprotein phosphatase CDC14
Exons: 3
Coding region: 278-2083 (601 amino acids)
Biological process (GO): positive regulation of cytokinesis; protein dephosphorylation; microtubule cytoskeleton organization
Cellular component (GO): mitotic spindle midzone; mitotic spindle; centrosome
Molecular function (GO): protein serine/threonine phosphatase activity; protein tyrosine/serine/threonine phosphatase activity
Source: RefSeq, a predicted model, not a curated record